Messenger RNA from Periophthalmus magnuspinnatus, 1005 nucleotides. RefSeq names its product myosin light chain, phosphorylatable, fast skeletal muscle a (gene mylpfa). Gene Ontology annotation, biological process: skeletal muscle tissue development. Gene Ontology annotation, cellular component: cytoplasm. The record is from RefSeq and is a predicted model, not a curated record. The transcript has 7 exons. Lineage: Eukaryota; Metazoa; Chordata; Actinopteri; Gobiiformes; Gobiidae. Gene Ontology annotation, molecular function: calcium ion binding. Bases 111 to 620 code for a protein of 169 amino acids.
UAAAGUUAGACCGGCUCGGCUUGGAUAUAAAAGCGAGCAGAAGAGCCGAGGCAGCGCGGCUUCAUCAGGUCUCUCUUCUUGAUCUACCAAUCCUCUGCUCACGUCUCGAGAUGGCACCAAAGAAGGCCAAGAGGAGGGCAGCAGCCGGAGAGGGCUCCUCCAAUGUGUUCUCCAUGUUUGAGCAGAGCCAGAUCCAGGAGUACAAGGAGGCUUUCACAAUCAUCGACCAGAACAGAGACGGCAUCAUCAGCAAAGACGACCUGCGCGACGUUCUCGCUUCCAUGGGUCAGCUGAACGUGAAGAAUGAGGAGCUGGAGGCCAUGAUCAAAGAGGCCAGUGGUCCAAUCAACUUCACCGUGUUCCUCACCAUGUUCGGCGAGAAGCUCAAGGGCGCUGACCCUGAGGACGUGAUCCUGAGCUCCUUCAAAGUCCUCGACCCUGAGGGAACCGGAACCAUCAAGAAGGAAUUCCUGGAGGAGCUCCUGACCACCCAGUGUGACAGGUUCUCCAAGGAGGAGAUCAAGAACAUGUGGGCCGCCUUCCCCCCAGAUGUUGCUGGUAACGUGGACUACAAGAACAUCUGCUACGUCAUCACACACGGAGAGGAGAAGGAGGAGUAAAAGCCUCCGUAACCGUGCAAACGCCUCCUCCCUGUAACCAUGGAAACCGCCUCGCCUCCUCCUCCUGAGCCGACGGGGAACACAACACCGUGAACGCCACCACACGCGCGUGCCUCUCCUCCCUCUCCUCCUCCCAUCCAUCCAUCCCUCACUCAUCCGGGAGGAAGAACUCGAGGAUUCAUUCCAAAUUUCUGAAGAAUUCCUCGGGCGGCGGCGGAGAGAGGGACGAGAGGCACCGGAAGGAGGAGAGGAGCGACAGAGCAGAAAGAAACAUAACCUCUUCUGCUCCUCUCUCUCCUCUCCUCCCAGAACAAAAUGUCCGCCUCUCCUCUGUAUCGAAUAAAAGGGACAACUGUGAAUAAAUCUCUUCUCUUUUUGUACAAGA